Molecule: messenger RNA, 1643 nt
Organism: Brassica napus (rape)
Lineage: Eukaryota; Viridiplantae; Streptophyta; Magnoliopsida; Brassicales; Brassicaceae
Product: nonsense-mediated mRNA decay factor SMG7-like
Exons: 5
Coding region: 759-1115 (118 amino acids)
Source: RefSeq, a predicted model, not a curated record
UUCAUGACCCAAUCCAUCCACAGUUUCUCUCUCAUAAACACAAACACAAGUAGUAGGUGGAAAGCAAUGUCCCUUCCUCUUUUUCCUCCCUACAUCUCGCGGCGGAGGCACGGAGGAAUCAUGCGGCAGCUGAUCGGUGGUAUUAGAGACAAAGUGUCUCACAUCGGUAGUUGGAAGGGAAAUAAUAUAUAAGAUAGAUGGACCACUCCACUUGUCACCAAUUGGUUUUAGGUUGUGUGUGAAAUAACCUUGAAGGAUUUGAAUGGAUGAUGACUUUGCAGAUGGAUAAGAAUAUUCGAUAAGACUGUUGAGUUAGAAAUCAAGCGUCGGGAAGGCUGCUCACGCUCGGAAUCCUUCUGAUCCAAAUCUGUGGCAGCAGAUUCGUGAGAAUUUUAUGAAGCAAUCAUUCUUGAAGACCACACGUUUCCGAGGAGCACAACAUUGAGUUUACUCUGUGGCAGCUGCAUUACAAAAGGAUUGAAGACUUUCAGUGCUGUCCUGGCUCCUAGUAACCCGAGUGUGGCUCAAAAUUCAAAGGGUCCAUCUAGGCCUGACAGGGUCGCAAACCUCAAGCUGCAGUUCAGAACUUUCCUUUCAGAAGCAACAUGGGGUUUUACCAUGAAAACGAUCUUAAAAAUUAGAGCCAAGUAUGGGCUUCCCUUGGAUGGAAAGAAGAUAGCAGAAGUUCAGAAAGGCUUUGGUGUCUUGUCACCGUUGCUUUAUAUACCUUGGUGAUCUUGCUCGGUAUAAAGGAUUAUAUGGAGAGGGAGAUUCUAAGAACCGAGAGCAUGCUGCUGCGUCAAGUGGAAACCCACAUCAUCAGAAUCGUGCCCAAUUUGUUUACCGCUCCCAAAGACUCGUCUAGAAGGCCCACUGGUAAAAGAAGAGGUAAAGGCGGCGAUAAAGAUGAGGACGUGGUAGCUGUUCCUGAGAAGGAUAAAGUAACUAGCGCAGAUGAGAUGCUCAAAGCAUUCUGCGUUAAAUUUGUUCGUCUCAACGGGAUUCUUUUUACCCGAACAAGCCUCGAGACAUUCUCAGAUGUUCUUGGUUCCACUAGCAGCAGUCUACGAGAUCUGAUUUGGUCGAGCUUAACGGAAGAUAUGAUUUUUUGGUAAAGACACCAGUGACAGCGCACUUUUUAUUGUUAGGCUCGUAACGCUUCUUAUAUUCAGCGUCGAUAACUCGAAGAAAGACAAGGAAGGUCAGUCAUAUGCUAGAAACUCCUUAACAGCAAGUUUUGAGUUACUUGGACACGUAAUGGAGCAGUGUGCGCAUCAUCAUCUCAGGAGAGGUAUCUGAUGUCUCUAAGACGGUCAACGGGAAGCUGGCGACGGUGGUGGCCGAGGAUGGCCACAUCACCGGGGGUUAUUCGUCUUCUCCGGGAGUCUAUGUUGCCGGAAUAUACGGGCCGUUGGUGUUGAACGUUCUUCCAAAAGGGUCAGUUCCGGCGUCUGGGCCCAGCAAGAGAAUCAAUGCACGUCAAGACUUAAUACUAUAUUAGUCUCACCAUCCUCACGACUAAAAGUCAUGUAUGACAAAAGCCGUUUUCAAUUCUUAUAGAUAUUCUUUAUUUUUAAGAAAUGACUUUUUUUGCCGAGUUGUAAAUAUUAAAUUCUAUAGUUAAACCCAAAUUAUAUAGUCUA